GGCAGAAUUAGACAGACUGGUAUGUAAGAGAUUAAUAAGUCCAAAUGGGCAUCUUUCCCCUGCACCUGAGCCGUCCUGGAGGCAGAAGUAGGGGGCUGCAGACAGUUGUACACAUUCCCAUAGCAGAUGAAGCUUUUCCCUAUGAAUCCAUGUGAAGCUCUGCUCCUCCUCCUCCUCCAGUUCCAGCGGCGAGGCAGGCAGAGUGCAGGCAGCUAUGUGAGACACAUAGGUACAUCCAUAUAGUGGAGUCAGUGAAGAUCGUUCCCAGUGUACUGACAGCUGUAGGAUCUGCUUGUGACAUCCCCGUCCCCUGCUGCUCUGUACACAGCCUCUGCCAUUCAUUACUCUCUUUGAAUUGCCCGCUGCCAGUGUAUGCCACCCAAGACAAUAGCUAAUGUGAUUUCAUUGAGAAACCGUCUCGGGAUUAUCUAGAGGGGUAUGCCAUUGUGGAAUGGAGUUUUUAGCAAGUUCCUUUUUGCAGCUCCUGGAUAUAUGGAGUCUUGAUGCUCCCUGGUACACAGCUCAUGACUGAUCAGGACACUUGUUUGAUACACAUCCUACAAAUCAAGGUAAUGGGAAGGAAGGGUUCCUGGGAAAGGUGCCUUGCUUAAACUGAAUGUACCCCCAUCCUGGUUUAAGCUUCCAUACAGCCAAGGGCAUAGGACACUGACCUGGAUCACCAGUCCAAGACACAGGAUCCAAAGAGAACAGUCGCCAGGAUUAGUCAAGUAGCAGAACACAGACAGGAAGAAGAUGCCAUUCCAUCAUGUGACUGCUGGCUUGUUGUACAAAGGAAAUAACUACUUGAACCGAUCGCUUUCUACAGGAAGUGACAGUGAACAGCUUGCUAACAUCUCAGUUGAAGAACUAGAUGAAAUUCGUGAAGCCUUUAGAGUACUGGACCGAGAUGGGAACGGAUUUAUUUCAAAACAAGAACUUGGCAUGGCAAUGCGAUCUUUGGGGUACAUGCCAAGUGAAGUUGAGUUGGCUAUCAUUAUGCAACGCCUUGAUAUGGACGGGGAUGGUCAAGUGGAUUUUGACGAAUUUAUGACAAUUCUUGGUCCUAAACUGGUAUCCACAGAGGGUCGGGAUGGAUUCCUGGGAAAUACAAUAGAUAGCAUAUUCUGGCAGUUUGACAUGCAAAGGAUAACACUGGAGGAAUUAAAGCACAUUCUUUAUCACGCAUUUCGUGAUCAUUUAACAAUGAAGGACAUUGAAAACAUAAUCAUAAAUGAAGAGGAAAGUUUGAAUGAAAAUUCUGGAAACUGUCAAACAGAGUUUGAAGGUGUACAUUCCGCGAAGCAGAACAGGCAAACCUGUGUACGGAAGAGCCUUAUAUGUGCAUUUGCCAUGGCCUUUAUUAUAAGUGUCAUGCUGAUUGCAGCCAACCAGAUUCUUCGGAGUGGAAUGGAGUAGUUCUUUCACCAUAGCACUGUGAUCAAAAAUAACCAUGCAUGCGCAUGCCUAGAUGAACAUUUUUCUUAUUGAAUAUUUAAUGGAAACUGCGGAGAGAAGAAUCGUUCUGCAAACAAUACAAGGCCAGCAGUCAUGAAGUGAUGUGCAGAACAAUUGAACCUUCUCGGCAGGGACACAAAAAGGGCUGUCUUAAUGCUUUAAUGGUUUUGUUUCCUAAUGCAAUAAACCUGCAGGAGUUCUGAAUUAUUACUUCAAAGUUAAGUAAAAACCUUAUAAUGUUGUAUCUGUGCACAGAUGCCAGGCCAUGAACAUUGACAGGUAAAAAUGUACAUGGUUUAUAAAUAUAAUUAUUCAUCCACACCUGAAAUUUCAGGAAUAAAUCAAUCUAUAUUUUGCACUAAGCCAAUGGCAACCAAGGAAAUGUGGUAAACUAAUGGCUUAUUAUUAUUAUUAUUAUUAUUGAUUUAUCUUGUUACUUUUACAUAUUGUCAUUAGAUAUUUUAUAAAAGUUAAUUUUAUAUUUGGGGCUGGAGGUAAAUUUAACUAAAUGGUUUGUUAUAGUAACUUAUUUGUCAUUUGAUCGUCCACAUUUGGAAAGCGUCCUUGUAUUUAUCUAAUAAUAUUAUUUUUUUCUUAUAAUGACUGAAGCAAUAAUAACAUCAAUGGCACAAGGGGGAAAUCAAUUUACUUUGAAGAUAUUCUUGGAAUAUGUGGUUGAUAGUACUAUGCUGAUGCAUUGGUUAAUCGGCUUGCAAUCUAAUAUUUAACUCUUCAAUGCAGAUAUGUGGAUAGCGUGACAAUGUACUAGUGUGAAAUACCCUUGCACAUACCACUUUGAAUAAAUUCAGACUAGCCAAAGCCAUACUAAUAUUUCUUUGCACUUCCAUGCUAAAAGCCUCCAUUGCUGGAAUGUAUUUUUAUUGAAUGACUUUUCGUUUCUGACCUCCCACUCUCAUAUGGGAGGUCAUCAUUUUAUCAUUUCAAAUUUUUGGCAUCUUCUAUUUCCUAAUUCUAAAUUUGCUUUUAAAAAAAAUGAAUGGUUUAAAUUUAAGAUCUUUAAUGCUCAUUACUUAAAGGGGUACUCAGGCCCUAGACAUCUUAUCCCCUAUCCAAAGGAUAGAGGAUAAGAUGUCUGAUCGCGGGAUCCUGCCACCGGGAACCCCCAUGAUCUCUCCUGUAGCACCCUGUGUCCUCUGCUGCUUAGAGCGAACUUUGCUCUGUGCAUGAUGACAGGGGAUACAGGGGCCAAAGUAUUGUGAAGUCACGGCCCCGCCCCCUCAAUACAAGUCUAUGGGCGCCUGUAUCCCAUGUCAUCAGGAACGUAGCAAAGUUUGCUCCAUGCAGCAGAUGACACAGGGUGCUGCAGGAGAGAUCGUGGAGGAUUCCAGCGGCGGGACACCCGUGAUCAGACAUCUUAUAACCUAUCCUAUGUAUAGGGGAUAAGAUGUCUAGGGGCAGAGUACCCCUUUAAGGUCAAUAUUAUUUGCUUAACGUGGUUGAAUACUUCCAUUUUGUAAGUGAAUUUCAGCAGAAAACAAUGUAAAUGUUUAUGUGAAUAUUUUCAAUGUAGACAAUAUUUGACUAACUGGAGAAAAAAAGUGCACAGAUUAAGAGUUAUAUAUCUUGUAGCAAAUUCUAUGAUAUAACUAGCUAUUCUUGGUCUGCACAAAUUAGAAUUGUUCCUUUGAAUGAACAAAGAUUUUGUUUUCUUUGAAAGAACAUAAAGAAAAAUACUGAGUGGUUACAACUGUGCUCAGAACGUAGGCAUUCAAUGGCAGAACCUGCUGGUGCUGAUUUAUACUCUGACAUUACAUUUGGUAUUCAAUCUAUUUUGAUUUUCCUUUCACCCCUGUAUAGCGGGAAUGAAGUUGCAAUGUAAAUGGGAAAUAUUUGCAUACUUUAUAUGCAAAGGUAUUGUAGACUAUAUAGAUUUAUGUCUCUUUGCCUCAGACAAAGAACAAUCAUAACAAUCAACUGAUUGUAUGGGAUUCUGUAGAAAAUAGGCAGGGUGUUAACUGCUAAUGGACGUUUGUUCAGAAAGCAACCACGGGAGGUUAGGAAUUGGCAAGUCAUAUUGAUUUAGGGAUAAAAAUAAACUUUUACAACAGUAAGUCAGUUUAUUCAUAAGCUUGUACAGAUUUUUUUUAGGGUGUUUGUUGUAUUUUUCUUUCCUUAAAAAAUUACAAAAAUUUUAAUCUGAGAGGACUUGUUCAGCCUAGUAUUGAUCCUUGUAAUAUUGUGGCAUCAAACAUAGGAGUUGAAGAAACAUAACAUGUAUAAAAAAUAUCCUCUUGUCCAGGGAGUAAAGGGCUUGUAAGGGAGUAGAAAAGGACUAGAGGGGGCAAGUACCAACUAUCGAUCAUCGUGCGCUGCUGAAACCACAUCAGCAACAUUAUGCAGCUAUUGAACAUCAUGUGCGAGCUUGGUUAUGCCCAUACACAAUGAUUAUGACUUGGUGCCUACCCCUUCUCUUCUUGGAAGGCAUACUUAUGAGAUGUGCCAAGAGGGAAAGUGGAGCUUCGAGGAGAAGAGCAGGUAACACUUUUUCUGAUCCCUGGACAACCCCUUUAAUAAUCUCCUUUAUUAUGAUUCUAUUCUGACACAAUCUAUAUUUGUCUUUAAGAUAUCUGAAUGCUGACCCCCAUUGCUCAAUCUGUUUUAAAAGUACAGGAAUGUGAUUGUCUCUCCCUUAUGCUAAGCCCCAACCCCUACCAUUUUUCUGCCAUUAGUGAAAAUGAACAGGAGAAAAUGAAUACUUAUGGAUAUCUCAAAGACUGUUUCAGAGGCAUGCAGAAAAUCCAGCAAACUGGCAUUACCCAUGGACAAAUUUCUCUUCUGUCUAUUUUAAUUGUUUUUUUUUUUUCUAGAUUUCAAAUCAUUUCUCAAAAAUGUAUUGGAAAAUAUAUAGUACACCACUCUCACUAGUGAGUAUAUUAGACUAUGCUACUACAAAACCAAUAGGCAUAAUAGAAAUAGUCAAGUAGUAAAAUUUAAGGAAUUCCAGAAGAAAAACACAAUAAAUGUACAGUGCAUACAUUUUUAUUGCUGACUGUUUAUUGAUUAUGGAUUGCUAGUAAAAUCUGUUGGUUAUUUCAUCACUUAUUCCUUCUAUUACAUUGGAUUAACUGUAAGCAAUGUGCCCACAUUAGCCGUACAGUCUGGUUACAUAUGACAGCUAAUAAGAACUACAGCAAGGAUUAAAAUAAUGUAUAUAUUAUAACGUUAACAUUUCUACUUUAGCA
Molecule: messenger RNA, 4658 nt
Organism: Hyla sarda
Lineage: Eukaryota; Metazoa; Chordata; Amphibia; Anura; Hylidae
Gene: CALN1
Product: calneuron 1
Exons: 6
Coding region: 754-1416 (220 amino acids)
Molecular function (GO): calcium ion binding
Source: RefSeq, a predicted model, not a curated record